AAUUUACCUCUUUCGUACUCAACCCCUUUUUGUCUUGUAGCUAGGUGGAGGAGAUUUCAGUAUUUUUGCUCUAAAUAUCGUUUCUUUAUCUGUUUUCUCUCGGUUUUCUCAGAUGGGUUUCGUUGUUUGACUUUAUUUUGCUUAGUUUGGUUUAUUUUAUUCAGCUUUUUGAGUUUUUUUAAUCUGGGUUGAUUUGGGUUCUUGAAGCAAGAAUCUGUGGAGUUGGGGUUUGAAAUGGGGAUUGUAAGUACUGUACUUGGGUUUAGUGGAUUUGGAGUUGGAGUUUCUGCUGGGCUUGUGAUUGGUUAUUAUCUUUUUAUCUUCUUCCAACCCACUGAUGUUAAGGAUCCCCAAAUCCGUCCAUUAGUUGAGCAAGACACUAAAAGUUUGCAGCGCUUGCUCCCUGAAAUACCUCAUUGGGUGAAAAAUCCUGAUUAUGAUCGGGUUGACUGGCUUAACAAGUUCCUUGAAUACAUGUGGCCUUAUUUGGACAAGGCAAUUUGCAAGACUGCAAAGAAUAUUGCAAAGCCUAUUAUUGCUGAGCAAAUUCCAAAGUAUAAAAUUGAAUCAGUUGAAUUUGAAGCACUGACAUUAGGGUCUCUGCCACCUACAUUUCAUGGUAUGAAGGUCUAUGUUACUGAUGAGAAGGAGUUGAUUAUGGAACCGGCCUUUAAAUGGGCAGGAAACCCCAAUGUCACUGUUGCUAUUAAGGCAUAUGGACUAAAAGCAACUGUUCAGGUGGUGGAUCUGCAAGUCUUUGCCUCACCGCGAAUAACCUUAAAGCCGUUGGUUCCUAGCAUUCCUUGCUUUGCCAAUAUAUAUGUGUCUCUCAUGGAAAAGCCUCAUGUUGACUUCGGACUCAAACUUCUAGGAGCUGACCUUAUGUCGAUACCUGGUGUGUACAGAUUUGUCCAGGAGCUUAUCAAAGAUCAAGUUGCAAACAUGUAUCUGUGGCCUAGAACUCUAGAAGUACCAGUCAUGGAUCCAGCAAAAGCCAUGAAGCGGCCCGUUGGAAUUCUCCAUGUCAAGGUACUAAGGGCAAUGAAGCUGAAAAAGAAAGAUUUGAUGGGUGCUUCUGACCCUUAUGUUAAAUUAAAGCUCACUGAAGAUAAGCUUCCCUCAAAGAAAACUGUUGUGAAGCACAAGAAUUUGAAUCCCGAAUGGAAUCAGGAAUUCCAUAUGGUUGUUAAAGAUCCAGAAUCUCAAGCUAUAGAGUUUACUGUUUAUGAUUGGGAACAGGUUGGCAAACAUGACAAGAUGGGUAUGAAUGUAGUUUCUUUGAAGGAGCUUUCACCGGAUGAGCCUAAAGAAUUGACACUUGAUCUUUUGAAGAACAUGAAUCCCAAUGAUCCGAUAAAUGAGAAGUCCCGCGGGCAGCUUGUGGUUGAAUUGACAUACAAGCCUUUUAAGGAGGAGGAUAUGCCAAAAGAUUUUGAUGAAUCAGGUGAAGUAGAAAAGGCUCCUGAAGGAACACCCUCCGGGGGAGGCAUGCUUGUUGUUAUUGUUCAUGAAGCUCAGGAUGUUGAGGGGAAGCACCACACUAACCCAUUUGCCAGGAUCCUUUUCCGUGGGGAAGAAAGGAAAACUAAGCAUGUAAAGAAGAAUAGAGAUCCGAGAUGGGAAGAGGAGUUCUCCUUCGUAUUAGAAGAGCCACCCAUAAAUGACAGACUGCAUGUGGAAGUUCUAAGCAGCUCAUCAAGGAUUGGCAUCCUUCAUCCUAGGGAGUCUUUGGGUUACAUUGAUAUUAGCCUUGCAGAUGUUGUACAUAACAAGCGGAUCAAUGAGAAGUUCCACCUCAUAGAUUCUAAAAAUGGGCGGAUUCAGAUUGAGCUACAAUGGAGAACUUCAUAACUUUGUAGUUUUAUAACCUUGUUGAACAGGAAGAAUGGUUAAGAAUGCUUUACUCAGAGGAUAUUUUUACUCUGGUUUAAUGUGUGAAUUUUAAAGAAAUGUUUUCCGCCAUAUCCUUAAAUGCAUUAUGCUUGCAACUACUACAGAACAACAUUCACAAUGCUCUUUUUCAGAGAGGUCUUUUAUUUGUUAAUGUUUGUGGUGGUUUAUCAAUCAACAAAUUUGUGUAAAUGAGUGAGGGUACUUAUAAUUUUACUGUU
Daucus carota subsp. sativus is the source of this 2111-nucleotide messenger RNA. RefSeq names its product synaptotagmin-1. Gene Ontology annotation, molecular function: lipid binding. NCBI's taxonomy places the organism in Eukaryota, Viridiplantae, Streptophyta, Magnoliopsida, Apiales, Apiaceae. The record is from RefSeq and is a predicted model, not a curated record. Gene Ontology annotation, cellular component: endoplasmic reticulum. Bases 235 to 1851 code for a protein of 538 amino acids. The transcript has 12 exons.